AGAGCUAUAAACAAAAACAAGUGUCUAUAGAAAUAAAAGCAGCGAUAAAAACAGAAAGCAAAUCAAAUAAUGAACUCACCACAGCUGGCGCCCACCACGGCGCAAUCUCACCACGCUGAGAGCGGCGACCAAACAGCGACGCCUGGAAAUAAAUAUGCGCCUGGAAGAAGGCUAGCUGCGCGGCAAACACUUCGCUUGGCCAUCCCGAAGGCGCAACCCGGUGACCCACUGAACCAUCCAACGGGUGUGGGCCUCUUUCGCCCCUCCCCCUCGCAACUGCCACCUGCGCCGAUUUUGAAGCGCAUUCCAGCGGUCAGCGCCGCCUGCAGUGGCAUACCGAAGUCCGCCUCGCCACUGGAAUCGCAUCACCUGCCCAAUGUCACGCCCACCACCGCCACCGCCCACUCGCGACUGGCGUACGGCAUGCAGGGCGCGGGGGGAGGCGGCAGUGGCUGCUCCAGUGCCUCGUCAGCAUCCAAUUUUCUGGGCGUGCGCAAGCCCAGCCUGACCUUGAACUCAUCGGACAUCCGGAACAACAACGAUCUGUUCGCCUUUCCCAAGGACAUGUCGCCUGUGAUGAGUGAACACAGCCACUCGCCCAUGUUCACCGACAUAUCAUCGGCGAACAGCAAUGGUUCACCAACACAUCACCACCAGCUGGGCAGGCUAUUUAGCCUCAGUCCUUCGAGCAUCAGAAGUUACGGCAAUAUGACAGACUUCUCGGAUAGCUCGCCAAGUGGGGUGUUGAGUCCACCAUCCUCGCUGAUCGAGAAUUUCCACAAGAAGAACAGCUCACCGCAGCCAAUUGGCAGUAGCAGCACAAUAAGCACACUAACUCCAACGACCUUGAAUGGAGCUGUGGUGGGUGGUGGAGUGGGUGGUGCUGGACACCACAGCAUCGCGAAUGGCAGGCAAAUCAACACCAGCUCUAGUUCAUGCAGUAGUCUUAAGGAAACCUCACACCAGUCCACAUCCACAUCGCAACAGGUUGUCAACAGCAGCAGCAGCACAACGACGCGGGUGGAGAAGAAGUCUCAGCGCCUGCACCACCACAUAACCUCCUCAUCCUCCAGCUCCUCAACCACCCAGGCUCUGUCCACCUCAUCGGAGAUGAAGGCGGCGGAAAUCAAGCGCGAUCUCACAAACAUCCAGAAGUCCAUGUCGGAAAUCAACGAUCUGGCCAAGGAGCGAAUCACCGGCGGACCCGGUUCCAUUAGCACCACCUCAGCCUCGGCGAUCACAGCACCCGGCACAAUGUCCCAAACGACGACCAGCCGGCUGGCACCCAAACUCACAUCCGCCCAUCCGUCUAUCGACGAUCUCAGGGGUCUGAGCAGCCAGGACAAAAUCACCCAGCUGCAAAAGAAACUUCGCGCCUCGUUCGAGAACCUGGUGGACGACGAUGACAGCAAUGUGAUCGUGACCCUGCCGGAUGACGACGACUGCCCGCAUAACCACUUUGGCAGCGGACUCAACCUCACCCAUCCCACCGCCGCCCAGCUGAGUGCCAGUGGGCUGAGCGGGUCGAGCAAGACAAUCGACACGAUCAAGUUCCAGGAGAAGAGCAUGAAGACCGAGUCCAAGACCAAGGUGGUCACCGAUGGCUUCAGUUCCGAGCAGGCCACCAGCAACUCGGCGGAGAUGAAGCGUUUGCAGACCGGAGAUAUAGACUACCAAGAAAGCAAGGGUGCCUCCGCGAUGCGGAAUCGAUUGGAGGUGGAUGGUGUCAAAACGGAGGAGAAUGCAGCCGUCAUUAAGGAAGCCCUCUCCCUCCGCACCGGCGACAUCACACAGCAGGCGAGCAACAAUGUGGCGGCCUCCAGUAUUACGGUGCAAAGUGAGAAUUUCUCGGCGGACAAGAAGGCGAUAUCACAGUCGCAGCAAUCCCAGACGAUGACCUCCAAUGGGAUAAUAAGUCAGGAAAAACAUGUGUCCUCCGCAUCGCAGGCCAACUACUCGAUGUCGCACAAGGGCGUUUCCAGCAGCGGCAGUAGCAUGAUCACCAGCUCCUCUCAAAUGUCCGCGAUGAAUGGACAGAUGCUGAAGCUCGCCGAUCUCAAGUUGGAUGACCUCAAGUCGCUGACAGCGGGAAGUGGACAGCAGGAGAUCGAGCAGACCAUCAACAAGUAUUCCAACAUGCUGACCUCAAUAGUGAGCUCGCUGCAGGAGGAUGAGCGAGGUGGUAGUGCCAUAACCGUCCACGAUGUUGGUGGCAAGAAGUCCCAGUACCUGGAGAAGAUCAACGAAGUCAUACGGCGCGCCUGGGCAGUGCCCACACAUGGCCACGAGCUGGGCUACUCAUUGUGCAAUUCCCUGCGCCAAAGUGGCGGUCUCGAUCUUCUCAUGAAGAACUGCGUUAAGCCCGAUCUCCAGUUUUCCUCCGCACAGCUUCUCGAGCAGUGCCUAACCACCGAGAAUCGCAAACAUGUGGUGGAUAAUGGCCUGGAUAAGGUGGUCAACGUGGCCUGUGUCUGCACAAAGAACUCCAAUAUGGAGCACUCCCGCGUGGGCACUGGCAUCCUGGAGCAUCUGUUCAAGCACUCGGAGGGCACCUGUUCGGAUGUGAUAAGAUUGGGUGGACUGGAUGCCGUGCUCUUCGAGUGCCGCACCAGUGAUUUGGAGACACUGCGUCAUUGCGCCAGUGCACUGGCGAAUUUAUCACUCUACGGUGGAGCCGAGAACCAGGAGGAGAUGAUCCUACGCAAGGUGCCCAUGUGGCUGUUCCCAUUGGCCUUCCACAACGAUGACAACAUCAAGUACUAUGCCUGCUUGGCCAUUGCCGUGCUGGUAGCCAACAAGGAGAUUGAAGCCGAGGUGCUGAAGUCUGGAUGCCUGGAUUUGGUGGAGCCCUUUGUCACCUCCCACGAUCCCUCGGCUUUUGCGAGAUCCAAUCUGGCACAUGCCCAUGGGCAAAGCAAACAUUGGCUCAAGCGAUUGGUUCCGGUUUUGAGUUCCAAUCGCGAGGAGGCCCGCAAUCUGGCUGCCUUCCAUUUCUGCAUGGAGGCGGGUAUCAAGAGGGAGCAGGGUAACACCGACAUCUUCCGGGAGAUCAACGCUAUCGAAGCUUUGAAAAACGUGGCCAGCUGUCCCAAUGCCAUUGCAUCCAAGUUCGCCGCUCAGGCUUUGAGAUUGAUUGGAGAGACAGUGCCGCAUAAGCUGUCCCAACAGGUUCCUCUGUGGUCAGUGGAGGAUGUGCAGGAGUGGGUGAAGCAAAUCGGUUUCAACGACUACAUCGACAAGUUCAACGAGUCCCAGGUGGAUGGGGAUCUCCUGCUGAAGCUCAACCAGGAUAACCUGCGGGCUGAUAUUGGAAUCGGUAAUGGAAUCCUGCUGAAGCGUUUUGAACGCGAGUUGCAAAAUCUCAAGCGGAUGGCUGACUACUCAUCCAAGGACACGGCCAAGAUGCACCAAUUUCUCUCGGAGAUCGGUACUGACUACUGCACCUACACGUAUGCCAUGCUGAAUGCUGGCAUCGACAAGUGUGCACUGCCGCACGUUAACGAGGAUAUGCUGAUGACGGAGUGCGGCAUCCACAACUCGAUCCAUCGUCUGCGCAUUCUUAAUGCGGUCAAAAACCUGGAGAAUUCGCUGCCCAGCUCGUCGGAGGAGAAUAUGGCCAAGACGCUGGACGUUUUCGUUAGCUAUAGGCGGUCCAAUGGCUCCCAACUGGCCAGUCUUCUCAAGGUUCACCUGCAACUGCGUGGCUUCUCCGUCUUCAUCGACGUGGAGCGCCUGGAGGCGGGCAAAUUCGACAACGGCCUAUUGAACAGUAUUCGGCAGGCAAAGAACUUUGUCUUAGUAUUAACGCCCGAUGCCCUGCACCGCUGCAUUAACGACGAGGACUGCAAGGAUUGGGUGCAUCGCGAAAUUGUGGCUGCCCUCAACUCGAACUGCAACAUUAUACCCAUCAUAGAUCAGCAAUUCGAUUGGCCCGAGGUGGAGCGACUUCCCGAGGAUAUGCGCAGUGUGGCCCAUUUUAACGGUGUUAAUUGGAUCCACGACUACCAGGACGCAUGCAUCGAUAAGCUCGAAAGAUUUUUGCGCGGCGAAAAGAAUAUCGAUCGCAUUGCGGCGAUGGUGCCCGGCACCCCCGGUUCGGUCUCAUACCAAAGAAUGCACAGCAACGACUCCGACUACCAGAGCGGAGGCGCAGGCGGAGGAUCAGGAGCAGGAACUGGAGGAGGAGGUGGUGGCGGCGUUACGGGCAGUGUGGUGGAUGGCCUGAUGGUGACGGCCAAUGGCAGCGGACAAGCUAAUCACCAGGCAAAUAGGUACCGCCAAUCCCCCUCACCGGCCCGCCAAAGGGGCAGCACCUCGCAGCUGAGUGGCUAUUCCCGUGCGCCCUCGAAACGCUCCCAGAUCCUCACCCCCUAUCGCACCCAGCAGGCAGCCCUGCUCCACAAAACCGGAGCGGGUUCCGCGUCCAUGCAGAAUAUGAUGCCGUUGGCGUAUCUGCCUCCGCGGAGAAGUUCCGCCGCUGGAUUGGGACAUGGAUCUGGUUCCGGCAUGGGCAGUGGCUAUCGAUCGCACAGUGUGGAUGGGCUUCUAGAUCAGGCGGGCUCAACUCCUGAGCAGAGAAUAGCAGCCGCUGCGGCCAAGGUGACGGCGGGAAGUACAGCUCUAACCAACGCCAGUUCCACCAGCACACUGCAACCCGAAGAAGAGGUGACGGAAGCGCCGCUCAGUGAAUCGGUGACCCGGCGUGAUAAGCAUACUUUAACUCCACCGGGAAAUGUCCAGCAGCAUAGAAAGUCCCGAAGUCUGGACCAUAUUCUCAGCAAACAGACUUUGGCAGAGCUGCUACCGCCGAGUAGCGACCUCGCAAAUGAAACGCAGAGUAUGCAAAACCUGGCCAUUCCAAUGACCCCGCAACCCCAACGAAGGGACACCAGCUCCUCCUCGAAAUCCCCCACGCCCGAAAGACCACCACAACCCGCCAAGGAACGGGUGAGGGAACGCCAGAGUCCCGAGGGUGUGAGUGCGACGGAGAGCGAGCGGGAGGAUCAGCCGGAUGAAUGUCUGCGACAUGGCAAUCAACAGAGGGCAUCGGCCUCGGUGCAUCGGGGAGCCAGCUUGACCAGCAACAAGACCUCCAACUCGUCUCUGGGCUCCAACUUUAGUGCCGGAGGAAACAACAAGACGAUAUUUAAUCGAACGAUGAAGAAGGUCCGCUCGCUGAUAAAAAAACCAUAAAUGCGAAAUUGGCUAACCGCAAUCCGUUGUAACUGUUGUUAUCGUUGUGCCUGUUGUGCCUGUUGUACUGCACCCGCCCACAAAAGCACCCACCCACCAAAUCUACUUCGAUUUCCAUUCGGGAAAAAAACCCAUCAUCGCACCUGUGAGAUCAAUAACGACGCCCACUCAGCAUCCGCCGUCUCGACAACCAACAUUCAUUGUUAUUUAUUACCAAGCAAGCAACACAAAAAAAAAGAAAAUAAUCAAUCAAAGCAAAUAGCGAUACCAAUAAACGUGUAUACAAUUGCAUAAACCGAAAGAGUCCCCUCCCGAACAUUUUUUAAUUUGUAUCUUACCCAUCGCUCCUUCCAUCUUGAAACAGCAACGAAAUGGAGGACGAGGAACUCUCGGGCAUCAUUCUGUCCAAGGCCACCUCCCCCAAUGCCGGGCGCAUGAUCUUUUGGUAAAUGAUGGACCACCCACCCACCUGACACACACUCAGCCACACAAACGUAUCGAAUUUUUGUAAAUUAUUAAAAAAACAAACAAAUAAAAACACAAUAAAACGAACGAACUGACAUUAAAAA
This is a messenger RNA of Drosophila santomea, 5762 nucleotides long. RefSeq names its product NAD(+) hydrolase sarm1 (gene Sarm). The coding region runs from base 70 to 5193 and encodes 1707 amino acids. Gene Ontology annotation, molecular function: signaling adaptor activity; protein binding; NAD+ nucleosidase activity. Gene Ontology annotation, cellular component: dendrite. The transcript has 11 exons. Gene Ontology annotation, biological process: signal transduction; negative regulation of MyD88-independent toll-like receptor signaling pathway; response to axon injury. NCBI's taxonomy places the organism in Eukaryota, Metazoa, Arthropoda, Insecta, Diptera, Drosophilidae. The record is from RefSeq and is a predicted model, not a curated record.